AUGUUCAAUUUUCUUACACUUAUCUUGUUAACAAUCAUAUCAACCGGUCUUUGUCAUAAAUCCCGACCGCGACGGCAUUAUAAUGAUGAAUAUAGGAUUAACACACCUGCAUGCGACGUAGUAUGUGAAGGACAAUGGAAAAGUGAAUUUCAUGCAAACUUCCAUAAAAUUUAUGACACGGAGUAUUUUGAGAUUCCACUCGACACUACGAUUGUGAAGAAUCGGAGUAAUUUGAAAAUGUUCUGCUCCUCAACAAUUCAAAAGUAUUCUUGUCUUCGCAAAGAAUGUAGAAUCCAUCGAACUCCUUGGUCAGCGGAAAAGCAUAUUUGUAUCGGACACUUUGACAACUUUGACAGAAACAUUAAUUGUCUGAGCUUGACAGACAGAUAUGUGCAGAAAGAAUGUUCGAAUGUCUGCAACAGUAUUAAGAUUGAAGUGUCACAAGCGGAAAUCGACAGGAUGGCUGAGAUGGAGUUCAGCAGGCAGGAGAAAAGCGAAUUUGUCGAACAGAACAAACACUGCAAUUUCAUUGCUUGCCAUCAGCUGUGCCAUGAAUACAUAAUCAGCAAAAUCUGCAUUGACAGUGCAGUCGCAGCACGAUCUGUGGUCAAAUCUUAUUAUGAUUCAUAUCUAGAGAGAGAAUACACUGCACUAAACAAAGACGAUCAAGACGAGCUCUACUCAAGUUUUUGUCGACGGGUAACACCGGGUCAAGAUGAGAACACAUACACAGCAAACAUGACGCGGUUCAACAAUCUGACUCUUGACCGAAUGAAGAACGACAUUCGUUCAGUUUUUUCAAUUCUCGAUUAA
This is a messenger RNA of Caenorhabditis remanei, 813 nucleotides long. RefSeq lists its product as uncharacterized. Lineage: Eukaryota; Metazoa; Nematoda; Chromadorea; Rhabditida; Rhabditidae. The transcript has 4 exons. Bases 1 to 813 code for a protein of 270 amino acids. The record is from RefSeq and is a predicted model, not a curated record.